GGUGUCCUACGCUGAUCCAGCUGAUGCCCCCACGCGUAAAUGGAAGGCUUUUACGCACCGCGCGUGUUCACUUCCAAAGACGUUUAACUGUUGUUUUUGCAUUGUCACACGCCACGCCUGGUCCAUAAGUAGGCCUCAGACACUGGGGGUGUGCUGUGGAGAUGUAAGGGAUGCGGUAAUACCUACUACAUAAUAGAGGGGGGGGGGUAAAAGGCGAGGCGUGCGUCCGGACGCUCACCGCCAACUAAACGCGAGAGAGACUCAGAUAUCAAUAACAUCUCGCUCAUCAAUAAGACAUUGUGAUGGAGUUAGACUGCUUAAUUAAAUAGGUUGCCUUGAAGGUAUUGGGCUUUCUGAAUUUAUAAUAUUUAAUCUAAUGACCCUCAAUGGAGAACAUCUGAAGGACGACUCUUCAGCAUCUUCAUCCAAAGAAAAGCGGCUCUGUCGGACAGAUACUAAGACUUGGAGAUUUUUUUUUUUAUCUCUCAGUGAUGGCUAUCAACACUGAUGCUGCCUAUGCGAAAAGCGCCCUCGGCGAGAGGGAAGUUUCCAAUCCCACCGACUUUCAGGACACAGAGAAGCUGCUGAGCACCGCGACCACUGAGCCCACCGGGCAGAGCAACAUCAAACCGUCCGACUCCUUCUCCCUCAACAUCAGAGGGAGCGUCCGGUCCCUGGAUGCUGACCAGAACGGACACAGAUCACCGCUGAAGUCGGGCUCCAUCGGGCAUCUGGCGACCCCACCCAAAUCCUUGUCCCGUCUCAGCCUGGGUCCACAGCCCUCCCCGGUGCCGUCCGGGUCCGUGCCCCCGAGUUACCUCUGGCUCGCCGUUUUGUCCUGUUUCUGCCCCGCAUUGCCGCUCAACAUAUGUGCCUUGUGGUAUGCAAAUGUGUCGAGGUCUGUUCUGCAUACAGGAGAUAUUGAAGGAGCAAGGAAGUUUGGCCGUCGUUCUAUGCUGCUCAGCUGUCUGGCAAUGCUGCUGGGUGUGGCUGUCAUCAUCUUCAUAGUGUUUACAAUAGAGACCCAAAAAGACCCAAAAUGAAUUGUGGGUUGGAAGGAGUCUCCUUUAACUUCACCUGAUCUCAAAUUUGCAAAGACCAGAAGAGGAGGAGGAAUGUCGUUUUGAAGAUAAAAAAAAGCACAACAUCUGAGUUAAAAACAAGAUGAAGAGACUCUAAUGUACAAGUUGUGCUUUUUUGUUGUUGCUAUGGACAAAAAAAAAGAGCAGUCUCAUGUCAAAUAACCCCACAAACUCAGGAACAAAGAAAGCAAAUGAAAGCUGCACACAGUUGUUGUGUUGGAUCAACAGCACAUACUGUGGAGAAACUACUCAUAGUCCAAACUAGAGGUGCACUGAUGUACACACAUGCCUGACACACAGACAGAGAACUGCGUUUUGCUUAAUAAAAAUGGCAAUCAUUAGAUAAGAGGAUGUCCUAAAGAAAACAUGUAGACACCAUCUACAUAAAAAAACAACACGUAUAAGAUAAGUACAUGAUGUGAAGAUAAAUAAAAACCUCCUCAUAAUCAGAGGAAUCAGUGCACCUCUAGUCUGUAAUGCUGCCACUGGCUGCCGUUUCUCUAACAUUUGCAACAAAGUACAGACUGACUGUGGGAAGAUGUAUAUAAUGAUUUCAUACACAGUCUAAAGUUUACGUUCACCACAACAACGCCCUACGGCAGUCAUAGUGUAAUAUCUUGCUUUGCGUGCUACUAUGACAAUCUGAUUUCUGUUCGGACUGAACUGCCUCAAUGCGUUUACAAUAUACUAGAAAAAGAUGAAUGGGGUUGUUCUCCCUGUAUGCACUGUUCUUGGCACUCUGAUGUUGAUGUUUAUACAUUUAUACUGUAUGACUGGUUUACCGUGCCAUAGUUCUGCAUGUAGUAAAUAAACUUGAAUGAGCAUGACAAACUUAAACUCAUCACCUUUA
This is a messenger RNA of Etheostoma spectabile (orangethroat darter), 1932 nucleotides long. Its product is annotated as trafficking regulator of GLUT4 1. The record is from RefSeq and is a predicted model, not a curated record. Gene Ontology annotation, cellular component: membrane. NCBI's taxonomy places the organism in Eukaryota, Metazoa, Chordata, Actinopteri, Perciformes, Percidae. The transcript is spliced from 3 exons. Bases 492 to 1043 code for a protein of 183 amino acids.